UAGAUAGAGUUUGGUUGAAGUGUUGGGACAGCUGAGGAAGUCUGCUAACCGGGCCCUGCCUCAUUUUUCUGGAUUGGACACUGCCAGAAGCAGAGCUGGGAUAAGCACUGCCUGAAAAACUGGUAGAAUUCAAGCAACCAUGGCUCUGCCGAUAGACCCCAUGGAGGAGCCUCGAAUGUACCAGCAAACACUGCUGCAGGAUGGCCUCUGUGACCUGCUAGAAAAUGACACCAUGGUGGACUGCGUGCUAAAGAUCAAGGACAAGGAGUUCCCCUGCCAUCGCUUGGUGCUGGCUGCUUGUAGCUCCUACUUCCGGGCAUUUUUUAAAUCAGGUGUAGAAGCAAGCAAACAGCGCGAGAUUGUUCUGGAGGAUGUUGAACCUGGUGUCAUGGGUAUGAUUCUGAAAUACCUCUACACAUCAAGCAUCAAUGUGACUGAGCAGAAUGUCCAAGACAUCUUCGCUCUUGCCAACAUGCUCCAGAUCCCUUCCAUUUUCACAGUGUGUGUCUCUUUCCUCCAGAAGCGCUUGAGCUUGAGCAACUGCCUGGCCAUCUUUCGCCUGGGAUUGAUGCUCGACUGUCCUCGGUUGGCUGUCUCAGCCCGUAAUUUUGCCUGUGAGCGUUUUCAGCUGAUCACACGAGAUGAGGAGUUCCUACAUCUAAGUCCCAGUGAGUUAGCCGCCAUCUUAGCCUCGGACUCAUUGAAUGUGGAAACAGAGCAGGCCGUAUUUGAGGCUCUGAUCAAAUGGGUGGGCUGUGACAAGGACAAGCGUCUCGAGGAACUCCCGACAUUACUGGACUGUGUGCGCUUCCGACUCGUCCCUGAGGAUUAUUUUGCAGAGCAGGUGGAGCAACACGAGUGGCUGCGAUCUAACCCAGAAAUUACUAAGAAACUGCAGCUGGUCAAAGAUGCUCAUGCUGGGAAGCUUCCAGAGGUCAAGAAGACCAUGACAAAUAAGAAAAGCAAGGAGAAGAAAACAGAGGAAGAUGGCGAAGAGGAAGAAGAUCAGGAAGAGUUACUUCCUGGAAUCCUGAAUGAUAAUUUAAGAUUUGGCAUGUUCCUCAGAGACUUAAUAUUGAUGAUAAAUGACACAAGUUCAGUGGCUUACGACCCUACAGGAAAUGACUGCUAUGUGGCAUCAAUAUCCAGUCAGAUUCCAAAAAAUCACUGCAGCAUUGUAACCAAAGAGAACCAGAUCUUUGUGAUUGGUGGGAUUUUCUUCAAUGAACAGAGUGAAGAGGAACAGCUUAACUCAUACUUUUUACAGUUUGACCCUGCAAGUUCAGAUUGGCUUGGAAUGCCCCCCAUGCCCUCACCACGUUUCCUGUUUGGCAUGGGUGAAGCAGAGAACUCCAUCUUUGUAAUAGGUGGGAAAGAGUUAAAGGAAGGAGAACAAACUUUGGAUUCGGUCCUAGUUUAUCACAGACAAUCUUUAAAAUGGGGAGAGUCCGUUCCACUUCCCUAUGCGGUAUAUGCCCAUGGAACAGUGUCACAAGAUGGAAUUGUGUAUGUAAUAGGAGGAAAAGGAGACAGCAAACAGUGCUUGAACAAAGUUUGUGCUUAUGACACAAAGAAAGGUGAAUGGAAGGAUCUUGCACCACUGAAGACUGAACGAUCGUUGUUUGGGGUCACUGUUUAUAAGGACAAGAUCUACGUGGCUGGAGGUGUUACAGACAAUGGCCUCACUGGCACCAUGGAGGUUUACGACAUUAAAUCAAACAAGUGGUCUGAGUUUGUCGAGUUUCCUCAGGAGCGCAGCUCCCUCAGUCUGAUCACAGUGGGUAAUGGCAUCUACGCUGUGGGUGGCUUCGCAAUGUUUCCAAGUGAAAACUGUGAGGAGCUCACACCAAGAGAGAUGAAUGACAUUUGGAGGUAUGAUGAAAGUGAGAGGAAGUGGAACGGUAUCCUGAGAGAGAUUCGCUACGCUUCAGGUGCUACAGUGUUGGGUGUUCGUCUCAACACAUUGAGACUCACUAAAAUGUGAAACAUGAAACCAACGGCACAACUGUUUGUGUUCACUUGACACCCGAUGUUUGUUUGUUUGUUUUUUUCUAAUAAAGUUUGGUUUUAUCAGACCGAGUGUGAUAUAUGACAAUAAAAGCACUAAAAAACUGGAACUGUGCUUUUCCAUUGA
This is a messenger RNA of Ictalurus punctatus (channel catfish), 2134 nucleotides long. RefSeq names its product kelch-like family member 40b (gene klhl40b). The record is from RefSeq and is a predicted model, not a curated record. Lineage: Eukaryota; Metazoa; Chordata; Actinopteri; Siluriformes; Ictaluridae. The transcript is spliced from 6 exons. Gene Ontology annotation, molecular function: protein binding. Bases 140 to 1984 code for a protein of 614 amino acids.